GCAGAUGACGUUCAGCUUCCGGUUGUGUCGAUUGCACCACAGUGGGGAAAAGAAUGAUAGGAUAGAGGGUCACGUCAUAAAACUGAAAGUGGAAGUUCGGAUACACGUAAUCAUUCUUGGACACUGAAGUUAGCCGUGGAAAUAAAUUUACUGACUGACAAGAAACGCCGAGGAAUUCAGAGCCUUGUAGGGUAUUAUUUUAUCGUGUGUACUAUUUAAGUUUAGAGAGCAGAGUAUCUUGAAUCUUGACUUGAAAAAUGUCGACUGGAAAAGUGGAACGUUCUGAAAGUGUUGACAUCGCCUGUCCUGUGUGCCACGACCCAUACGAAGUUUUUGCCAUUGGUCCUUGUGAUCAUCCUGUUUGUUACCGAUGCUCAACGAGAAUGAGAGUUUUAUGCGAACAGAAUGACUGCCCUAUUUGCCGCAGUUUGAUGCCCCAGGUUGCGUUUGUAUAUGAAAGAAGUUUAUUCAAGAACAUAACAUUGAGGGAGUGCAUUCCCAAUCGCAAGUUCAAGAUUUUCUUUGAGGAUGAAGAGGUUGAGGAAAGAUAUUUGGAACUGUUGGUGUAUCGAUGCAAACUGUGUCGCAACCGCAAUGCUGACAAGUCGUUCAAUCAGCUUCAAACCCAUAUGAGAAGAGAGCAUCAACUGUUUGCUUGUGAUCUUUGUGUUUCUCACAUCAAGAUUUUCCCAUUUGAACGCAAGUUCUACUCUCGUAAAGAUCUUGCUCUUCAUCGACGAGUUGGUGAUCCCGAUGACAAAUCUUACAAAGGCCAUCCUUUGUGUGAAUUCUGUGACACUCGCUAUAAUGAUAAGGAUGAACUGUUAAAGCAUUUGAGGAAGGAUCACUACUUCUGUCAUUUCUGUGACCAGCACUGUUCAAAUACUUAUUAUGAUCAGUAUCCCGACCUCAUGAAGCAUUUUUCUGAGUCUCACUUCUUGUGCACGGAGGACGAGUGUGGCAAUCCAACAACCCGCUUCACUCACGCCUUUGUGUCGGAUAUUGACCUAAAGGCUCACAAGGCAUCUGAGCACAAUAAGAACUUGUCAAAAGCGCAAGUGCGGGAGGCCAGGACCAUUGAGCUAGAUUUCCAGUUAGCCCCCCGGAGACAGGCACAUGGAAGAGGUGCCGGCAUUACGAGCAAUGAUUACGAGGAUUCCCGAUCUGGUAAUGGCGGAAGACGGGGAGGUGACAGGUACAACAGAAGGAGGGAAAGGGAUGACGAGGAUCUCCAGCGUGCCAUUGAAGCAUCCAAGGAGUCAAUGUCAGAAGCCAGACCCCCGGUCCAGGAACGUGUUCCUGAUCCAGUACACGACUUCCCCUCUCUGAGCGGAGCUCCAGUCCCGGCCUCCAUGGCCAGACCACCUCCCUCUAAGUUUGCAACACCUCGGUCACGGGAAGAGGACUUCCCCACACUCUCCAGUACUUCUAAAGGGGGGAAAGUGGGCCAGCAGCCACCUAACAAAGCUUAUGCAUCUGUGAUGAAUUUCCAGAAUGAGGUGAAGCCUGCAGUCCCCGUAAAGAAAGAGUCGAAACCUGUCUCACUUGGUUCAGUUCCCUCUGUGUCACGGGAUAGAUGGUCUGCAUCAGCCCCUAAAAAUUCGGAGGAGGAUUAUCCUGCCCUGGGUGGCUCACGUCCUUCCUCUGGCAAUCCAACACCAAAUGUAAAUACUGUCAACUGGAUCAACAAACCUUCUCAUGCUACUGUACCUGGUGGGAGUACAACGCAAACUGCUCAAAUUUCUAACAAAAGCUCCCGAUACAAACCCAUUUCUGAUAAGACUAUCAACGAUGUAAAUGAAUUUCCAACCCUGGGGGGAGUCAACAGAAAUCAAAAUGUUAGAAACAACUUGUUUUCUGAGUGGUCAAAACCACAAAAUAAUAAUAAAAAGAAACCGACUCCAAAAUCUAAAAAAUUUGACGAAAGCUUUGAAUUACCAAGUAACUACUGCACGCCCUCAGACGAGUACCCUGUUAUUAAUGAUAAUCGUAUUGGAGAUUCUUCUAAAAAAUUGGUGAAUGGUGUAGCUCAUUUGUCAGUGGAACCCAAGUUGACAAAUGGAUCGCAUGAUUUUCCAGAGCUCCCAACCAGACUUGACAAAGGAGAAAGUGGAGGAGGAGGCGCAUCGGGAGAGAAGAAAAAGAAAAAAAAGAAGAAAAAUGCAGAUAAAACGCCAGGGCCUUCCAGUAGUGUAGCUUGCGUGGAGGAUCCUAGUGCCUCUUUGAAUGACAUUGCCCUUGGCCUUCUUCAAAAUGGACCUACUGCAUCUGUUGGUGUCAAGCAAAAUGGCAAGGGUAGUGAUGGCAGCUCUGACAAAACCUCCAAAAAAAUCCCAUCUUCAUCGAAAAAACCACUGAAAACUGAUUGGUUCGAUAACCCCCCUGUUGAAGUUCUACCCUCAGGUGGGCAGGCAUCAAAUGAUGGCACCAGUAAAGUUGAGAAGGCUAAGGAGUCUAAUGAGAAUCCACAGGAAAGUGCAGUGGACAACUUCCCAUCCCUCCACGCUAUGUCCACAUCAGUGCAGCACCCCAAACCACCUCCUGGCUUCCACUCGGACCCGCCUGCUGCUGCUGCCUCCAAGACAUCAACACUCUCUGCCCCACCAGGUUUCUCUGUCCCCCUCCCUUCUGCUGGCAGGUCAGUGGCCGCUCCUCCUCCGGGCUUUCUUCCCACUGCUGUGUACAUGGAGCCCCCAAACUUCAAAUCUCGAAACAUGCAACUGGUCCAGGACAUUCGCUCCAUCUUGGCAACGGUUGAGGAUGGUUUCUCAAAUUUUAGAGCCUUGUCGGGAGAGUUUCGUCAAGGCUUUCUGGAGGCCUCAGACUAUUACUGCAGCUGCCAGCUCCUCAUGGGUAGCACGGAUUUUGACAAUGUUUUCCCCGAGCUCAUCGCUCUUCUACCAGAUGUUGCACGACAACGUGAACUUUUUGAUAUUCACCAGGCUGCCAAUCAAAGUGGCUCUUCUUGUAGUCUCCGCGACUGUCCGACAUGUGGUCAGAUUGUGUUGGCUCAAGAUGUUGCUCAUCAUCAGCAGGUGCACGGCAUCAAUCCCUCUGACUUUCCCUCUCUCGGAGGCAUUGGUUCUAAGUCAGAUUUUGGAGCCAAUAAUAAUGGAGCAGAAAGAACGGCGGUAAAGGGAGCAUGGAUUAAAGCAAAAUAAAAGGCUAGAUCAAGAAACUGUUGUAAAAUGGAAGAUUUGAGAUUUUUUAUAUUUAUAUUUGCUGCAGACAUAUAGGAGAGUAGCCUACUACUAAUGUGACUUCAUAUCGGAGAUCAUUUGCAAUCAAAGAGGGCAAACUGUUACCAAGCGGAGUUUAGGAACACAUGUGAAAGAAAUGUAUAGUUCAGCUGACAUCCUGCUCUGAUACUUGUCUUACGUGUCACUUUUGUUUUUAAGCCUGAUCCAAUUGAAAAAUAUUGACUAGUUUUUCGUUAUAGAUUAGAAAGGAAGAUGUUUUACUGUAGUGUUUGUUGUCUUUCUCAGGUGUGUCCCUAAGUUGUUGGACAGUGUUCUGCUUACUCAUGAUUCCUUCCCAGUGUACAGAUUUUUAAAACUGCUUUUCUUUAAGCUCAGUGCUUCUCAACAAUUGCAUGAAUUGUUCUUAUUUCACAAGAGAUUAAAAAUGAUAAUGUAAGCCAACAUACUGAAGUAAAAUUACCCUAGACUAGAGCCUCCUCUUUAUUUGAGUUAUGUGUUGCAGUUUAUUUAAAGAAAAGUAAUAAUAUAGAGCAUCUCUGAUGAAAUAUAUAUUUUUUUUCACAUCAGCUUUAAAACAGAGUGCAGAGCAAGUGAUGGACACAGUGAUACUGAACCGGAGCUAAAAGAAUCAUUUUGUUUGUCAGGGUUGGGAUGUAUAGUUCUUGCAAUUUCACAUUGCCAUACUAAUAGUCUUACUUCCGGUAGGGAAGGUGAUCCUUGUCUCAAACAAAUAAUUGCUUUUGUGCAACGAAAUCAGUCAGACAUAUGCAGUCUGUUUCUUUCAUUUCAGCGUAUUUCUUUUUUAUACCAGAGCAGGGAUGGCCCCUGUCUUGAUUUGUAACUGAAAUCUAGAAAUCUAGAAUAUUGAAUCAAGUAAAUUUCAAUGAAAAGAAUGAAGACAAAAAUAAAUGGAAAAAUUGGGGAAAAAAAAAGACUAGCUUGUUCACUUUCGUCUGACAGUGGUUUAAACAAGACAUAAUGAAAUCGCCCUGUUUAAUCUUCUCAGAUCUGUGCAUACAAGGCUUAAAGUUGGAUGACCAACAGAAUCGAAAAGCCCAUUCAUAAAGGUCAUCUCAAACUAAGGUUCCGACAUGUUUUCUUUGAUGUAAGCCUAAAGCAAGAAAAAAAAUAAUAUGAGAUUUACAGCGUACACUGAAACAUUUUCGUCAACACCACACUCUAACGUUCGCCUAAGAAAUACGAUUCAAGAGAUGGGAUGAGUAAUUUUCCAGACACAUGGAGUACGAGGAGACAUCUAGACAGCUGGGGGAUGAAAUCUUUAAGCUGGCACUGACACUUAAAUGUGGGGGCAGGGUGGUGUUGCUGUCUCAAAAAGAGCAAUUUGAAGGCUAGGUUACUGUAAGUCAUUUAUUGUAGUGACCUUGUGUUUGCAUCCAAAGAGCGGUUUUUAGAGAAAAACUUUCAUUACUGAAUCAAGAUUUAAAAGAAAAAAAAUUUUUUUUUGGUCGCUGGCCUGCAGAAGUGCCAUGCAAGGUAUCGUGGGCAUACGUAAAUUAAUAAAUAAAUGAGCUAGAAUUUUUGUAACGCUGUCAAAUGAAAGUGAACUAGCUAUAGCUCAUAGUUAAGAGUAAUCUAAUCCUAAAGUGCAUCCUGUGACUCGCACUUAUUGGAACAAGAAUGUAUUUUUUAUAGAGCAUGACUGCAGAAACUUUAUGGUUUUGGCACGGUACAGUAUGUCUGUUUGCUCUCAAACAAGUCAACUCAGGCUGGUCAAAUCUCUCUAAAGCAAGCAGUUUUGGUAUGCGUGAACACUGGAGCAAAUCCAUCCUGCAAGUGACCUUAAGCAAGAUUUUAAGCUAUUGGUCCAGAAGUUGGACCCCUCUAAAGUUGGCAAAUUAAUUGUAUUUGGCUGAAUGGACCGUAGCCACCUGUAAUAAGUACACAUGUACCAUGUUCCUUUCCUGUUAUGUACACCUACACUGUAUCCUAGAGUCAGAUGAUGUGCUGUGGGUGGAGUAGCCAUCUUACUAUGGGCCUUCCUGUUUUAGAGCAAUAUUUGUUUGCUGGCAUUCUGCCUUAUGCUCCUUUUUUGCUGUUUUGUUUUUGGGAAACGCGUGUAGCAUAUUAUAUACCGCAAUUAAGGAUUUUAAUAGUAAUAGUGUACAAGACUGUACUCAAAGUCAGGGAUGGAAAGUUUUUGCAUAAUUUUCUUAAUACGUGUAAUUUUUGUUAACACUAGUCAUUCAGUUUGAAUCUAAACCAGUCAGGAGUUGAGUUGGUCACUUAUAUUAUAUUCAAACCAAGCUUCAAAGUUUUUGUGGACCUGGGUUUGGAGAGUGAUGUUUUUUUUGGGUAAUUUCUUGGUUUUGCCAGGGAUGCAGAGAUAUUUCAAUAAAAUUUAAAUCCAGAUUUGAUUGUAGGUUCAGAAAAUAUGUGUUGGCUUUGUUUUUGUUUGUUUCUAUUUCUAACCAAUGGUUUAGCCUGUAGGGUAUUUUUGCUUUUUUAGAUUUAUAUUUCUGUAUCCCUUUGUAGAUAUGGAAAAGUUGAACUGUUUUGUUUGUGGUCAAUGUUGUCUUACUUGAACUAUGGGCAACUAAGUAUUUAAGAGAGCAAAUGAAACUACACUAAUACUAGAUUCUAAUAGUGUUUUUAUUUUAGAACUUUAUUUUAAACAUUUUUUAGUUGUCUUGUUUCUUGUUUUUGUUUUUUUAGUGUUUGGUUCCUCCUGUUUUUUUAUAAAUAGCACUCUCCUAUUCUUUUGUGUUACAGGAUGUUUGCUUAAGUUUUUUAUUUGGCUGUUAUUUGAUUUUAAUCUGACAUGAUGUCAGUGAAUCUUGUAACUAAGAAAACUCAUUGUGUGAUA
This is a messenger RNA of Aplysia californica (California sea hare), 6024 nucleotides long. RefSeq names its product E3 ubiquitin-protein ligase ZNF598. Lineage: Eukaryota; Metazoa; Mollusca; Gastropoda; Aplysiida; Aplysiidae. Gene Ontology annotation, molecular function: ubiquitin protein ligase activity; ribosome binding. The transcript is spliced from 6 exons. Gene Ontology annotation, biological process: protein ubiquitination; rescue of stalled cytosolic ribosome. Bases 258 to 3161 code for a protein of 967 amino acids. The record is from RefSeq and is a predicted model, not a curated record.